Messenger RNA from Rhincodon typus (whale shark), 3340 nucleotides. RefSeq names its product protein THEM6. Bases 189 to 770 code for a protein of 193 amino acids. The transcript has 4 exons. The record is from RefSeq and is a predicted model, not a curated record. Lineage: Eukaryota; Metazoa; Chordata; Chondrichthyes; Orectolobiformes; Rhincodontidae.
AGCUCGCGCUUCCUUCCUGCAUUGUGACGCGCACAGAGGAGGAAGAGCCACUCGUGGGCUCGCGCUUCCUCGCUACAUUGUGACGCGAGGAGUGCGCCGGAGAAGAACGCGGAAGAGGCGAUGAUAAUGAUCGGAGGGUGAGACUGCUCACAGUUUGACUGUUCUCUACCUGCGCGCAGACCGGCAUCAUGUGGCUCGUCGUGGCUCUCCUGUUGGUGUUGCCGUUCACCCUUUUUGACUUCUGGUACUUUUUGCGUGGAGCCCUGGUAUUGCUGCUUGCUUCAUUCGAAACCCCGGUGAAGGAUAUCCUGAAGGAGCAGACGGUCCGCGGUGUUGUGCUCUUCCAAGACAUAGAUUUUCUGGGCCACAUGAAUAAUUCUCGAUACUUGCGGGAGUGUGAUUUUGCCAGGUUCUCGCUGUACAUCCGCAAUGGUAUAUUCCAAGUAACAAGGAAGUUAAAAGCUAAUAUGGUGCUUGGUGCGGUAACAAUACGAUAUAGACGUUCUCUGAAUUUAUUUGAACAGUUCAAGAUUCGAUCAAGGAUUCUUUGCUGGGAUGAAAAGGCGUUCUAUGUCGAGCAGGAGUUCAUCUCCUGCAAGGACAGCUUUGUUUGUGCCACCAUGCUGUGUCGACAGCAUGUGUUGUACAGUACUCCAGAAAAGUUGCUGCAGACCCUAUGUAAGAGGAAGGUGGAAUGUCCAGAUUUUCCUGAAGAACUACAGCUGUGGAUCAAAUAUAACCUUGCCAGCAGUGCAAAGCUGAAAGCAUAAAGGAAUUUCAGCACCAGGACCAACAGCCCUGGGCAAACUAUUCAAGAACACUGGAGAUCCAUGUGAUAUUAGCAAUGGUGUGUCACUGGAAUUUAAACAUUCAGCUUGGUGCUUUAUUUUGUUUGAGCCCCUCAUCAAAUAUUUAUUUUGUGUUUCAAGGAAAUAUUUAUAAUUAUUGUUACGAGCUUUACAGUAUAAAUCAAUGGCACAAGAUAGUACAUUCCUUAGAACCUGUAAUGUUAAUAUAUUGCUCUUGUGAGAUCCUUAUUAUUGGGGAAAAAAACAAAUACACAGCUAACUUUGGGAAAUACUAUUCAUCAUCUUCUGGAUGUUUGAUGGAGAUCUUUGUCAAUGUAUAUCUUUGUCAAUGUAUAUUAAAAUAACUACAUUCGUAAGUCUUAGCUCAAAGUUCAGACUAAUCAUUUUCAUGAUGCCUGUCACAAAUAAUGUUCCAUUCCCAAAAUGUUCAUACCUGAACCAGUCUCAUUUCAAGUGAUAAGGAAGGGGUUUGCUGGCUACCUAAUUCUGGCCUGAAUAAACCACCAUGUCUGAUGCACUUUCUGAUUUAAUGUACAGGCAAACCUUUAAAUGAUCACCCAGUACUUCCAAGUAAAACAGGUGAGUGAUUGUUUCGAUGAGCAAGUCAAAUUUGUAGGACCCAGAUGUAAUUUUAAUGCACAACGUAGGUUCUCAUUGCAUUGUAUCAGACAGAGUUAGGACUAAUCAGCAACAUCUCUUAAAUGAAUCAGUGAAGAAUGCUCAAGAAAAAGAAAAGCCUUCAGUUUCCAUAUUAAAGAAAAAUGAUUUUCAGGGGCCAGCAGAAACAAGGCCAAGAUAAAAUCUGUCCUUCCUGCAGAGGUUAUCCAUUUUGAUUACAGGAGACAAUGACAUUUGUGACAGUUCAGGAUCGUGGGUACAAUUCACCAUAUGAUUUAUGGAAAACAGAAGCUAAGUUUCGUCACUAUUAACCUCAGAGGUUUAAUUAGAUUAUACCACUGCACAACAGUAAUGAAAAUAAAUAAAUUAUUUUCUUCAUCUUAUUCUAAGUGCAGCAAGAUGUCUUCCUUGUGGGUCAAGAUAGGAAUAAUGUAGAGAAGACUGCACAGGAGCCAUGAAACUGCACCAAACAACACCCAGGGUUAUUCAGUUCUUCACUUUAAUCCACCACCUCAGGUAAUCCAGGUAGUUUUAGCAAUAGCACAGAAAUACAUCACUUACAAUAAGCAUCUGAUGGAUUACUACUGAACAGAAAUUUAGCUGGGCCAUAUAAAACAUGGCAGCUACAAGAGCAGAUCAGAGAUUACGAAUCCUCAAUUCCUGAACUCCCAAUGCCUACCCGUCAUCUACAAGACAGGUUAGGAAUAUGAUGGAAUACUCUAUUUGACUGGAUAGGUAUAGCUCCAACAACACUCAAGAAGUUUAACAUCAUUAAUAACAAAUGGCCUGCUUCAUUGAUAUCCCAUCCACCACCUUCAACAUCCAGACCCUUCACCACUUAUGCUCAAUAACAGUAGUGGGUACCAUCAAUAAGAUACAAUGCACCAACUUGGCCAAGCUCCUUGGCAUCUUCCAUAACCGCAACUCAUCACUAAGAAGAAAACGGGGCCAGAGAAUGCAUGAAACUCCACAAUUAGCAAUUUCCCCUCCACAUCAUACACCAUCCUGACUUGAAAUUAUAUCGUGUUUCUUCACUGUCCUGGAUCUCUCUUUGUAACAGCACGCUGGGUGCACCUGCAGGGUUUGACUGCAGCAGUUUGAAAAAGCAGCCUGCCACUGCCACCACCAACACCUUCUGAAGAGCAAUUAGAGAUGGAAAAAUGAGUAAUGGCCUAGACAGCAAUGCCCACAACACGUACCUAAUAAGUGAGCAAAGUGAAUGGUGGGGCAAGCCAAAGAGGUGGUUCAGCCUCCGGGUUAAUGGGGCUUGGAAAAAAUUUUCAAAGGAGCGUGUUUGAGCAACCAUCACAUUUCGGUGCAGAAACUAGGCCAUUGUCGAGUUUGUUCAGUGACUGAAAAAAAACAUAGUUUUGUAAUAAUUGAAAGGACAUCUAGCCUGUCCUGUCACUAUUGGCUCUCUGCAAGAUUGGCUGAGUUCUUCCCACCCUCCUCACCUUUUCCCCAUAGUUCUGCAAAUACUCUCUCUUCAGAUGAUAAAUCAAUUUGAAAGCCAUGACUGAAUUCGCUCCUGCUGUACUCUAAGACAAUGCAUUCCAGAUCCCAACCACUUACUGUAUAAACUAAAGUUUUCCAAUAUUUUGACAUUCUGUUAAUCGGAAUAGUUAAUCUGGAUCUACACUGUUCUGGCUAUUGUGUUGUGUCUUACAGCUGGUAUGUAAGUAUACCUUUAACAGACAUGCUCUAGAUAUCAUCACUAUCACAGCAUGUGACCUGAGAGUACAAAGGUCUCAAACUCCACCUCAACUCUGGACACUUGAAGCAUGAUGUGCUGAUGGAAGCAUGCUGCUCUUUGCAAAUGAAGAGUUUAAUGUUAGCAAAGACAUGAAUCUGCCUGUGAAUGUAAUAUUUAUGUACGUUAGUGUGCUGUAAUAAAUAUCUGUUGAAUCUUUAAA